Episyrphus balteatus (marmalade hoverfly) is the source of this 3405-nucleotide messenger RNA. It is a transcript of the gene Usp16-45, whose product is annotated as ubiquitin carboxyl-terminal hydrolase 16. Gene Ontology annotation, biological process: protein deubiquitination. Gene Ontology annotation, cellular component: cytosol; nucleus. Lineage: Eukaryota; Metazoa; Arthropoda; Insecta; Diptera; Syrphidae. The record is from RefSeq and is a predicted model, not a curated record. The transcript is spliced from 7 exons. Bases 252 to 3269 code for a protein of 1005 amino acids. Gene Ontology annotation, molecular function: cysteine-type deubiquitinase activity; zinc ion binding; cysteine-type endopeptidase activity.
AAAAAGAAACAAAAAAGGUACAAAGAGUGAUUUUUAUAAAUUCACGUUUUUCUUUUCCUCCACGAAAAAAAUGUUAAAUUUAUUAAUUUCCUAUUCAAUUUAUUAAAGAUUUUCCAUUAAAUAUUUUUCGAAUACUUUCCCUACAACGUAAAUGUAAUCCGAACUGAUAACAAAACUUUCUUGAAUUGAAUCGAGGAAAUCAGUUGCAUUUUGUUAAAAGUAGAAAAGAAAAACAAAAGAGAACAAAAAACAUGAAGAAGAAGCGCCAAACUGAUCCGCAUGGUGGCGAAGAUUACUCGACUGAGUCGUGUGAUGAAAAGCCACCAAAUGGCACGGGGACAGGAUCCUCGAGAGAUUGUACACAUAUUAAAAAGUCUGUCGAUCCGACACGUUUGAGGAAGUGCCUCAAAGCGAUCGGUAUUGUGACUGACACUUGUUCAGAAUGUGAAAAGGCCAAUAAUAAACAAGUUGCAACAGUUCCAUCGGAUUCUGGAGCAGCGGUGGAAGAUGAGACUGGGGAUAUGUUUGAAUAUGAUAAGACAUUGUGGCUGUGUCUUAAAUGUGGCACACAAUUGUGUGGAAGGUCAAAGAAUCAGCACGCUUUAAAGCAUUUUCAGACACCUCAUUCUGAUUCACAUUCAGUGGCAAUGAAUACAACAACUUUUGAGAUUUGGUGCUAUGCAUGUGAUGAUGAGGUCAGCCCAACACUGCGUAAAAACCUACAAGAAUGUGUAGAGUUGGUAAAGAAACUUCUCCAAAAGCCCCCAGCUGCCCCAGCUAUACCACUGCAAGGUAGUGAGAAUUCAAUUGAUGCAAUUCAAGGAAAAAUUGCUGCUACCUUGGAACACAUCCGACCACUGCUAUCAACCGAACAACAACAACAAGGAGCUGAAAAUAAUAAUGGAGUAGUCUACGGUCCAUCACCACCACCUCCACCGCCAAUACCUGGAAUGGCCAAACGGGUUCAAAUUCAACCCGAUCCCAGCUACGAAACAACCAUUUAUCGACCUCCCUUAAUAGAUGCAUCACAAAAAAACCAACAACAACUCCAAUUGCCUCGAGUAAGAGGAUUAGCCAAUUUGGGAAAUACUUGUUUUUUUAAUGCCGUCAUGCAGUGUUUGGCACAAACACCAUUUCUCUUGGAUGUCCUCAAGGAAUCAUCCGAAUCGGGUGAAGAAUUUAUCCUUCCUGGAGGAACUUUCAAGUUCAACAAAGAUGAAGACGUCGAAUUGCCACCCAUCAAGGGUACCUUGAAUUCAUGGGGAGGUUUAACUAGUGCUUUGGCUCAGGCAUUAGAGGAAUUGCAAUCUGGAGGAGGUGUCUACAAUCCCAGCAAGUUGUUUGAUAAACUUUGCGCCAAAUGUCCACAAUUUUGUGGCGGAGAUCAACACGACUCGCAUGAGCUUCUACGUCAUUUACUUGAGAGUGUCAGAUCUGAUGACCUAAAACGUUACCAAAAAGUUAUCCUCCAAAACAUUGGCUACUACGAACAAGACACCAACAAUGUCAGCGAGGAAAUCAAAAAGAAAUGCAAAAUCUAUGGUCAACAGGCGGGCGAUCGAAUUCUUCGACCCGAACAAGUAUUUCGAGGAUUUCUGGUAUCUACCCUGCAAUGUCAGGAUUGUUUCCAUACCUCUUCCCGACAUGAAAACUUUCUCGAUAUGUCACUUCCGGUGAGUGUGGAAAAGCCACAGCCACCGAUGCGACGCAAAAAUAGCCCAGAAAAUGUGCCACAAGGUCCUUCCAAGCAUCAGCUAAAAAAAGAGAAAGAAAAAGAACGCAAAGCUAAGCGAGCCCAAAAACACCAACAAAAGAAGCAACUUAACUCAACCAACUCCAUGGAAACUAAUUCAUCGGCAUCGGAACAAUCCGAUGCCGAUGUGGAGGAUAACCUCAAUGAUGAUACAACUGCUGGAGCAGCAGCAGCAUCGAAAAUAACAACAACAACAACAGCAGCAACGGCAGCGCCGUCUAAUGAUGUUGUUGUUUCAACCUGCGAUCCUAAUGGCAACAGUAGCGAAUUGCCAAGUCCCCUCAAUCCAGAAAAACGUGGAGAUUCUCCCGAGAAUCCCAACAAGGAUUCCCUCGAUGACGAUGAAAAUGACUCAGGUAUUGCCACAAGCCCUGCCAAUGCUAGUGUGAAUGUUCAAGAUCGAUUUUUGGCGCAAACCAACAACGGAGAUGUUGAUGAAGCAGCUAGUGUGGCCAACAAUAAAGAAAUCGAAGUUGGCAUUAGUGAAAAAGGUGCCAACCUAGUCCGCCAAUUAUCUCUCUCCACCGCCGACAUGGCGAUCGCCUCGACCUCAGCAGUGAAUGGUGGAAACAACGAUUCGCUAUCCAACGACAUGGACCAACUCCAUCUUACCUCAGAAGCAGCAUCAGCAUUAGAUUCAAAAACUACCGCCGCCGCCCAGGCUGCAGCCACAAAACGAGCCAAAGCGAAACGUGUUCGCACCCAAAGCUACUCAGACUGGAGCACAACGAUCGCGCCGCGCUAUCAAUGCGAAGAUGGCGAGUGCUCAGUACAAUCGUGCCUCAAUAAUUUCACUGCCGUCGAACUAAUGACGGGCAAUAAUAAAGUGGGCUGUGACAAUUGUACGAAACGCAUUAACGGUGAAGGCGGCAAGACAAUCUACACCAACGCAACUAAACAAUUUCUAGUAUCUAGCCCUCCGGCGGUGCUUAUUUUGCAUUUGAAGCGUUUCCAAAUUGGCCAGCGUUGUAUCUUCCGCAAGUUGACUCUGCCUGUGGCCUUCCCAAUGGUCCUUGAUGUGGCGCCUUUUUGCGGGUCUAAAGUGAAGAACUUGCCAAAUAUCGACAGGAAACAGAAGAAACUCAUGUACGCGUUGUAUGGUAUAGUUGAGCAUUCGGGAGGAAUGUACGGUGGUCAUUAUACCGCCUAUGUUAAGGUUCGUCCACUGCUCCAACCCGACGACAAACGGUGGAAGUUUAUUCCCCAAGGCAGCAAGGCCGAGUUGGAUCAGGCCGACGAACAACGUGAAAAACUCGAAGAACUACUGGCCAAAGAGAAGGCUCGUGAUCUUCGCAUGAAGGCAAACGACAGCGAUGAUUUCUCCACCAGUUGCAGUUCUUCCGAGCCCGAAAUUGAUAAUGACGAAGAGCCAGAGCCCUCACCGGUUGAGGAGCCAAAUAUCACACCGCCACCUGGCAAAUGGUACUACGUGUCGGAUAGUCGAGUGCAGGAAGUCACUGAAGACACGGUGCUUAAAGCGCAGGCCUAUCUACUCUUCUAUGAGCGCAUAUACUAAAAAGGUUUUUCUUUUUUCUAGAAAAAUAAUAAGAAAAGAAUAGAAACUACUCAAUCCUAGCCGAGGAGCGUUUUUAGAACGAAAACAAAAGAAAAAAAAAAAAACUAUAUAAAUCUAUAAAAUUUGUUCUUCUUGA